Messenger RNA from Anopheles darlingi, 1228 nucleotides. RefSeq lists its product as uncharacterized. The record is from RefSeq and is a predicted model, not a curated record. The transcript is spliced from 4 exons. Lineage: Eukaryota; Metazoa; Arthropoda; Insecta; Diptera; Culicidae. The coding region runs from base 238 to 822 and encodes 194 amino acids.
CCGCAGGCUCCACAGUCGUUAACAAUACGUCGGACAGUUCGAACCGACUCCCGGUAUCAACGGAGGGUGUAGCGAGUUUUCGAUUGCUCCCGUUUCCAGUAAGGCAACAAUGAACAGUUUUUCUCAAGGCUAAUUGAACGGAUGUUCAAAUUCAGUGCUGUUACCACUUCCGUGUAGCGUUGUAUGAGAGCAGACUAUUUGCUGUGAUAUCUGUGUCUAGUGCUGAUCUAACCCAACAUGUCGUCAGUAAUGGGAACCUCGACCAAACCACAGCGCAAGCAGCCGAAAAUGCUGUUGCGAAGCACAUCAUUUCAAAAGUUGUGCUCCAUUCCGUGCAACUUUAAACUGGAAAUAGUGCGAACCUAUCAGGAGCACAUAAAAACGGUUAUAAAUUUUCUCAAGGUUGUAGCUAGAGCAUACCUGGUGUCCAUCUGCUUAAGGCUAUUAUCAACCAUUAUCAUCGCUACGAAAGUUGCAAAGAUUCGGAAUCUCUUGAUGAAAAGGCGCCCCACAACAAUCACACAUGAAUCGAAAGCAACUCAAAUGAAUCCCUCCCCAACAGUACGCGCUAAAUCGUCCAGCCACUUUCCUGGUUCACGGGUUGCAACAUCAGGAUUGUUGGAAUUGUACCUUGCCACAGCCCAACUGAUCUUAACCUAUUCGUGCAUCUUGUACAUGGGAUUUCAAAUCUCGUUCCUGUUUUACAUUUUAUGGUGGUCUUCAAAUGUCCCCUUCGGGCUAAUUUUCCUCGUGCUCGGUCUCACUUACAUGGGAUUUAUCCUUGGCAAGAUUGCGCUCAAUGGAAAGUUCUGCUUAGCGUAACCGGACCACUACGUUCGGAAUUGAAGAGAUGUUUCGGUGUACCUAUAUAUUAUAUUACCCCACGACCACACCUGAGCAGAACGACUUGGCAAAUAACCGGUGGUGCUGGUAAAGCGAUUGCCAUCUGCAACGUUUUCUCCGCGAUAAACUUCUUUCUCUACACUCACAAACGUACACCUUUGCUGUCAAUCAAAUCGUGCAAGGAUCGUGUAGCACAGCACGCGCAUUGAUUCUUCUGAUAGUAAGAUUUGCAACCAUGCGGCCAGCGGGCCAGCCCCAACCACCAACGCUGACACUCUCACAUGGUAGUAAAACUGUGUGUAAAUGAGGAUAGCUAAAACGGAAUUGAGUAAAUAAAAGGAGUACCUAGUGGACAAGAAAUGCGACUAGAACUAUUGUUGUUUUU